This is a messenger RNA of Colletotrichum chrysophilum, 1806 nucleotides long. RefSeq lists its product as uncharacterized. NCBI's taxonomy places the organism in Eukaryota, Fungi, Ascomycota, Sordariomycetes, Glomerellales, Glomerellaceae. Gene Ontology annotation, molecular function: hydrolase activity. The record is from RefSeq and is a predicted model, not a curated record. Bases 1 to 1806 code for a protein of 601 amino acids. The transcript has 4 exons.
AUGGCAUCUAAGUGGGCGGGCCUUGCAGCCCUACUCGCGGCCUCAAACUCCGCUUUUGCCUCUGCGAAGCCAAUUUCUGCCCGUGAUGCAUUCAGCCCCAAGGUGGAGAUUGACUACGCCAACAUCACUGGCCGGAUCAAUGGCAACAUCAAGGAGUUCCUAGGCAUUCCUUUCGCCUCAGCUGGCCGCUUCGAGCACUCUCAGCUCUACACCGAGCAGUUGGGCGAGUUCGAUGGCAGCAGCUACGGUCCCAUCUGCCCGCAGAAGACGACGGGCUCAAUUCUGUCCAUGAACUCGUCCAGCAGUCUCAUCUUGGGCAAGACCGGCACGGCAAUCGGCCCCAUCGUCGGUGCCCUGGCUGACACAGUCUUCGAUACCAUCGGACAAACCCGCAGCGAGGACUGCCUUCUCAUCAAUGUGCAAGCGCCUGUCGACGCCAAGAAGGGAGACAAGCUACCCGUGGUGAUUUGGAUUCACGGUGGUGGAUACGAGGUCGGCAGCCCCUUUACUGCCACCAGUGAGACGGAUGUGAUCCGAGGUGCCGUGCCGAACUACAACAUCGGUGGACUGGUCCGCACCUCUGUCAGCCUCAACCAGCCUAUCAUUGGUGUGUCAGCCAACUACCGUCUCAACGCCUUCGGUUUCUCCGCGUCCAAGGAGAUGGAGGAGGCCGGACUUCUCAACCUCGGUCUCGAGGAUCAAAGAGUUGCUAUGCAAUGGGUUCAGAAGCAUAUUGCGGACUUCGGUGGUGACCCGGACCAGGUUGUCAUCAUGGGCGAGUCGGCUGGUAGCUGGUCCGUCGUCGCCCAUCUGCUGUGGGAUGAGGGAGAGGGCGCCACUGAUCUUUUCCGCGGUGCGAUGGCCCUGUCUGGUGGCCCUGUCAUGGUCGAAAGCGCUGAGCGUGCUCAGCCCUUCUUCGACAACAUGGUUGAGAGAACAGGAUGCACCAACGCCACCGAUAAGAUUGCCUGCUUGAAGGUCGCCGACUUUGACGACAUCAUGGCUUCCGUCAACGACGAGGGCAUGCUUCUCGGACCUCGAUCCCUGGCCUCGACUUGGACCAUCCGUCCCGACGGUAAGCAUCUCAAGGACUCUCCCCAUCGCCUGGCUGCUGCUGGCAAGAUGGCCUCCGUUCCUCUGGUCACCGGCGACAUGCGUGAUGAGGGGACCCUUUUCUCUCUUCUCGCUCAACUUGAGACCCUUACCGACGAGGACUUCGCCAAGUACUUCAAGGACAUCUGGUGGCCCAGGGCUUCCGACGCUGAGAUGGCCAAGCUCAUGGAGCUCUACCCAGCGGAUAUCACCCAGGGCUCCCCCUUCGACUCGGGCGUUCUCAACGCCGUGACCCCCAACUUCAAGCGUCUGGCCGCAGUGGUGGGCGACUUCAGCUUCCAGGCGCAGCGCCGCAACCUGCUGGCACACUACAACACCUCCGAGCAGACCGUCUGGAACUACGUAACCGAUGUCAGCAUUCCUUCCGCCGGCCUGCUGCCUGAUCUCGGUGUCCUGACUCACCUGCCUGUGCUCGGCUCGUUCCAUGCCUUCGAUGUCUGGUUUUACAUGUUCGCAGGUUUGCCGUACGGCCUUAGCAAGAACACCAAUGCUUACCAAGCGACCGCCAUCUCCUUCAUCCGUACCCUGAGCCCCAACAACCACGGUUUGGAUCUUGCUGAUUGGCCGAGAUACUCUGAGGAGGGACUGGAGACCUACAACUUCAAGGAGAGCGGACCGGAAAUUGUUAAGGAUGACUACCGCGUGGAGGCCAUGCAGUUCUUCAACGACCACCCUGAUUCCUUCUUGAUCUAA